Molecule: messenger RNA, 6501 nt
Organism: Cylicocyclus nassatus
Lineage: Eukaryota; Metazoa; Nematoda; Chromadorea; Rhabditida; Strongylidae
Source: the annotation of a GenBank genome assembly
AUGUUACCUAGAGCUAGAACGAUCUUCUUUUUUCUGUCUAUAGUUUCGCUAUCAAUAUGCUCUUCAAAAGAAUCUAAAGAAUCUCCACUGUCGUCAGUGCUCGCAGACAUCGACUUGCAAUGUCCAGAAGGAUGGAGCCGUCUCGGCCAGAAAUGUCUCAAAACAUAUCAAAGUGAGAAAAGCUGGUCCCAAGCUCUUCACACAUGCAAUAGAUAUGGUGCACAGCUCAUUCGGGUAGAGACUGCACGAGAGAAUAAGUUUGCUGCUACGCUUCUCACUAAACCUGGCCGAACUACGCAACAUCAAGUGUGGUUGGGGCUCGCAUGCAGACAACAGGGAGAUGAUGUUGCUUUCGUGUGGGGUGACGGUACAGCAGCAAGCAGAUACGUUGGCUUUUGGAAAGAAUCCCAUCCCGACUACAAAUUGGGAAGCUGUGCCAUGGCGACAUUAUCGAGAACUGAACUGGAGUGGAGCCUCGAACGAUGCAAUAUACUACGGCCGUUUAUUUGCGAAAUGCAAGCUUGCACGAAAGGGUCAUUUUUCUGCGCCAGCGGAGGUUGCGUGUCAGAUUCACGACGUUGUAAUGGUGUAGACGAUUGCGGCGAUUAUAGCGAUGAAUUAAAUUGUCCAGCAUCACAUGCAGAUGUGGCAUGCUUGGAAUAUGAAAAAGGGGAAUCUGGCAAGCUUUCAACACCAAACUAUCCGUCCUCAUAUAGGGGCAAUUCAAAUUGCCGCUGGGUGAUUGAAGCACCGAUCAACAAUCGAAUUCAGUUGACAUUUGACUAUUUCGAAACAGAAGAAUUUGUUGACAUAGUCACUGUCCUUGAUGGAGGCCCAGCGGAGAAUAGCACCACAGCCGUACAGGCGCGAGGAUUCCAAGCACACUGGAGGUCCGUUCCUUUCUCUUGUGGUGGGAUACUGACAGCGCAGGCUUACGGCCAGACAUUCUCUUCGCCGCAGUAUCCGUCCGAAUACCCUUCGGGAACUGAGUGCGUCUGGAUCGUACAAGCUCCCAAGCAGCAAUUGAUCACGCUCAGCAUUGAGGACGUUUCGCUCGCAUCCGAUGACGCUCUGAUAAUUUACGACGGUUCAUCACCUACGUCUGCUGUCUUGGCUAGACUCUCUGGCAACAGCUCCAAUACUGAGUACUUGGUGACUACGCAGAACAAUGCCUAUAUUUACUUCUUAUCCAAUGUAAGAGGGAAGGGACGCGGAUUUUCGAUAGGUUACAAAAGAGGAUGCGACGUUGUGAUACAUCAGACGUGGGGAUCCGUACUUUCUCCUGGAAGUCUCCGGGUACCCUACCCUGCUGGCAUCGAGUGCACGUACACCAUGGAGCUACCCGAAGAAUACAAUGAUCAGCCUUUGAGUGUGCGCUUUGAUCGGUUUGAUAUCGCCGCGGAUGAUUAUGUGAAGGUGUACGAAGGUUCCACAAAAGGUCGUGCCCUUCAUGAAGGUUCCGGCUUUAACAAUGAUCAGCGUCCACCACAGCAACUUCUCUCGCGAUUGGGCAGAGCUCAAGUGGUACUGAAGACAAAUGCUGUGCGAAAUGCCAUGGGAUUCAACGCCACCUAUUCUCUUAAUUGUCCUGCACUGAAAACUCCACCUCUGGUAACCCUUUCUACAAAAACGACCACUUAUGGCACAAAGGUGGUAGUAUCCUGUCCACCUGGAUUCGAAUUCGCAUCUGGACGAGGUAGAAAUAUCGAUAUAAGCUGUUCACUUGGCGGAAAAUGGACAGAAAGCCUUAUUCCAAAUUGUCAACCCGUCUAUUGUUCUGCCGUUCCGCAAAUUGCCAAUGGUUUCGCCGAAUCUGCCACGAAUGUCUCAUUUGGCGGCAUAGCUAGAUACUCGUGCUAUGAAGGAUUUUCUUUCGCCAGCGGUAAUGUCAAGGAGGAGAUUCGUUGCGACAUCAAUGGCAAUUGGAGUCAUGCUCCCAGCUGUAAAGCUGCCAUGUGCCCAGCGCUGACGCCAUUUGCGAACGGUGAUCGUCGUCUUGAAUUUGGUGACGGUACUGGUUACGGCACCGUAUUCCGCUUCGAUUGUCAUCCGGGAUAUCGGCGCGAAGGUGCUGCCACAUUGCUAUGUCAGACGAAUGGACAAUGGUCUUUCGAGCAACCAAAAUGCUUGAAACUGAUCUGUUCCACUCUUCCACAAAUUGCUAACGGACAUUUGAGCCUCCCACAACCAUUCCAGUUCGGCGAUGCUGCCAAAGUGCAUUGCGAUGCUGGAUUCCACGCAGAUGGACCGGAAGAGGUGAAAUGCUUGGCUAAUCAGUCGCUCUCUGCUGUACCAUCCUGCCGUGACAUUGACGAAUGCAUACAAGGUUUGUCCCAGUGCCAAGAGGGCUCCACAAGAUGUGUGAAUCUUCCGGGCGGGUAUUCUUGCCAAUGUCUCGACGGAUUUCAACCUCAACUGAUGUGUCCUUCACCGUCGCCGUUGACUUUCGAAUCCGUGGCCACAUCUUCUAAUCACUCAAAUUCUGCAACCAUAACAACAACUGGAUGGUGCGCGAAUAAGUCUGAUAGCCAAAAGACAGUCACAGUGCACUUUGUGGUGCCUAAAAUUAUUGAAAAGAUCAGACUCGAAAAGGUGGGCAAAGCUGAGGUUACGUCGAUAAAAGUUCGCUACAGUGAGAAGGAGGGUCAACCUCUUAAAGAUCUCAUGCUCGAAGGAAAAAAGGAAUUCUCGGUCAACAGUGGGUUGACGAUCGGAGGUGAUGCGUUCGACCUGCCGUAUUCCAUCGAAUCCAGCACCUUGGAAAUAACCAUAGUGUCAUUCAAGAAUGAAGCUUGCAUGAAGCUGGAAGUGUUGGGAUGUCAAAAAACCUCUUGCGCCGAUGUCAACGAAUGCAUGAUUGAAAAUGGUCACUGCGAUCAAAUUUGUGUCAACAAGCAGGGAUCCUAUAAGUGUGCGUGCCGAGAAGGCUACGACUUGUUCGUGGAAAAUGGUCAAGAAGGAGUGUUCUUGGAAGAAGGCGAAACUGGGGAACAUGCGCAAGAUAUAAUCAAAUUCAACAAGACCUGCAUCCCGAAGUCAUGCCCAAUCAUUCAUUCACCGGAUAACGGAAGCCUGCUAAGCACUUUGAAGAAAUUCAACUAUCCGCUUGUCGUUCAAUUCAUGUGUGAUUUCGGAUUCCAGAUGAUGGGUCCAGACUACCUACAGUGCUUGUCUGACGGAACUUGGAAUGGAACGAUACCGUUUUGCUUACCAGCUACUUGUCAAGGAUUGAAGAACAAUUCUGCAGUAGGAUUAUUUGUGUCGCCUGAGAACAGUACCGUAGCCCAUGGACAGAAUAUCUCCAUUGUUUGCACGCAAGAGAAUCGACCAGCUCGCAGCUCACCGCUGGCUUCAUUCCGGGAGUGCGUGUUUGAUCCUCAACCAGACGGGCGUGAAUAUUGGCUCUCUGGACCACCAGCCGACUGCCCUUUCGUGGACUGUGGACCGCCGCCAAUGUUGGCUGGAGCUAUUUAUGAAGGCGAUCACCAAAGCUAUAAGGUAGGGUCCACUUUCACCUUCACGUGCCGACCUCCGUAUUCGCUAGUGGGAAAAUCUUCAGCAGGAGAUCAGACCGUACGAUGUGGUGUAGACUCCUCGUGGGAUCUCGGAGAUCUUCGCUGCGAAGGACCAGUCUGCGUCGAUCCAGGGUUUCCAGACGACGGAACGAUAGAGCUGGAUAGUGUUGAGGAGGGAGCUGUGGCAAAAUUCUCUUGCAAUAGACCCGGUUACCGCCCUUUCCCUUCUUCAUCAAUUCAGUGUGCCCUGGGAGCUGCUUGCGUCCUCAGCGAAGACGUGGGCAUAUCUUCUGGAUUCAUUCCUGAUGGAGCAUUUGCGGACAAUUCUGACAGUACAAACUGGGGAUACGAACCGCAUAAGGCAAGAUUAUCCUCAACUGGUUGGUGCGGAUCCAAGGAUGCUUUCAUCUUCCUCAGCGUCGAUUUGCAAAGAGUUUACACCUUGACGACCCUCCGCAUGGCUGGGGUUGCUGGAAGCGGAUACCUGCGAGGGCACGUGACAAAAAUGCAACUAUUCUACAAAACACAAUUCAGUCAUAAUUAUGAUACCUACCCUGUUGAAUUCGAAACGCCGUCUGGAAACCACAACGCGAUGCAUCAGUUCGAACUGACUCCUCCGCUUCGUGCCCGUUACAUCCUGCUCGGUGUUGCGGAGUACGAAGGCAACCCAUGCAUUCGCUUUGAUCUUCUCGGAUGUCUAGCACCUAUGACAGUCGCUCACGAAGUGCCCACUCAUCUACAGGUUGGUUGGAAUGGUUCCGUACCUCAGUGCAUGGAUGCAGAACCGCCAAUGUUCCAAAACUGUCCAACAAAUCCCAUCUAUGCUGUGACCGAUGAAAACGGGCAAAUCACACCGAUCAACUACGAAGAGCCUGUGGCUGAGGACAAUAGUGGCAGAAUAGCAUACAUGCGCGUUGAGCCAGCCGGAUUCACACCCGGACGACUGAUCACUUCCGAUGUUGACGUUGUUUACACAGCCUUUGACGAUGCGGGAAAUACUGCGGAGUGCAUCGUGAAACUCAAAAUUCCAGAUACGCUUCCUCCUGUCCUGAAGUGUCCAGACUCGUACGCACUUUCUGCUUAUGAGCCCAAGAUGCGAGUUGUAUUCAAUCUUACUACAGUUCCUAUGGUCAUACAGGAUGUUUCAAAUAUAACGGAGGUUACGUUCAACCCUUCUGAAGCUAACCUGGAAUCAGGAGAUUAUGUUGAAGUUGAAGUGACGGCUACGGAUGCAUUAGGAAAUCGCAACCAGUGCAAAUUCCAAGUUGCCUAUAUGCCGGAGCCAUGCUCAGCUGAUUCUUUAUCCUCGGCGAAACAUGUUGUGAAGAAGUGUCAACAGAAAGAUGGUGUUACAUCGUGCACAAUCGCUUGUGAAAAAGGUUACCGCUUUGUGGACGAAGAAAAGGCGUGCGUCCCGCUCUGUGAGUAUCCCAAAGAGAAUAUCAUCAAAUACAGUACAAUUGUCAAUACAAAUUUAGCAAGGGAACCUGCUCGGUACGAGCUCAACGUAGCUAUUGAUUACCCGGCAUCUUCACCCGUUCCAGACCACUGUCUGAAGGGUUACGCCUCAUUAGCUGCUACUUCCUUCGAUUCUCUCGACGAAGUUCUAAGUCAGCGAUGUUCUAGCUCUGUGCAGGUCUUCGUAAGGUUUCUUGAUGCGAAGUUCACCAACGAAAAAGGGAUGGUCAAUGGAAACUACACCAUACAAAUACUUCCUACUGUUCUCCAAAAUGUCUUCUACGAUCUCUGCGGCCUCACUCUGCGAACCAUAUUUGAUCUAAGAAUACCAGGCGCUACCACUCCCAUCCGGAAUCUUCUUGCGUUGAAUGGAGAAACAAUCCCAUCACAAGGCAUCGGGUGUCCAAUGCUAACAUCUUCCAAGUCAACCAUAACGCAAGGUUUCGGAUGUGCUGAUGGCGAAGUUCUGAGAGAGGGCACCGAUUCGCUACCAGAAUGCUUACCUUGUCCUGUUGGAUCCGUGAGUGUGAACAACAGUUGUGUGAAAUGUCCUUUGGGCUCUUACCAAGAUGAAGCCGGGCAAGUAGCAUGCAAAUCGUGUCCUGAGGGCACCUACACACAGUUCGAGGGAUCGCAUUCAGAGAAAAGCUGUUUAGCUGUUUGCGGAAAUGGAAUGUACAGCGCAAGCGGUUUGGUGCCUUGUCAACUAUGUCCCCGACACACCUAUGCGGGACCUCCCACUGCAGGUGGCUUCAAAAAGUGCACAACUUGCUCCUCUGGCACUUAUACCGCUAAACUUGGCUCUGGAGGGCCCUCACACUGUAAGCAACCCUGCAAAGCCGGAACCUUCAGUUUGUCCGGUCUUGAACCAUGCUCACCCUGCCCACUUCAUCAUUAUCAGCCAUCUCUGGGGCAACAGAGAUGUCUGCAAUGCACAAACGAAACAGCCACGAUGAGUGUAGGAUCCACUUCAGAAGCAGCGUGCGAGGCUAUCGACUGUAGCGCAAAACAAUGUGAAAAUAAGGCCGAAUGCGUUGUGCGCGACCAUCGAGCGGUGUGCGAAUGCCGUCCGGGAUUUGUCGGAGAUCGGUGCGAACUGAUCGAGCCAGUCUGCGACUCGAGGCCAUGCUUUAACGGUGGAACUUGCGAGGCAAUUGCUGGCACCUUCAGAUGCAUGUGUCCUCAGAACUUCACGGGGACGCGCUGCCAGUUUGGAGUUGAUGAAUGCAUUGGAGUAUCGUGUCCCAACGGAGGCGUAUGCCAUGAUCUACCCGGACUAGGAAGUACGAAAUGCCUCUGCAGAACCGGCUUCGCGGGUCCUGAAUGCGCUGAGAUCGAGGACAUUUGCUCUUCGGCUAAUCCUUGCCGCAAUGGAGCUGACUGUAUUCCGUCAAAGCUGGGGAGAUUCAAAUGCAAAUGCUUACCUGGUUGGGAAGGUCCUACGUGCGAAAUCAAUCUCGAAAAUCCAUUCUACAUCGCCAUGCCUCAAAUGAAUAAAAUAAGGAAUGCAGCACGCAAUCAGAAAUGA